Striga asiatica is the source of this 2612-nucleotide messenger RNA. NCBI's taxonomy places the organism in Eukaryota, Viridiplantae, Streptophyta, Magnoliopsida, Lamiales, Orobanchaceae. The record is from the annotation of a GenBank genome assembly.
AAAAUACAGAAAAAAAGACUCAAAGAGGCGCACUAGAAUUUUAUUCACUGCUGUCUGAGACUCUGAACACAGUCCUGCUCGCAAACGUAGUAUAAUAUGUCUGCGAGUUUUUCUCCAGAAUUUUUUUUUUCUAUUUCUCCAUAAAUUUCUAUCCCACCCCAGAUGAAUCUUGAUCGUGUAUUGUAAUAGAAAUAAAGUAGAUGAUGGUGAUGGGGAAAAGAUGGCAUCUUUAUCGAUUUUAUCUGAGUUUGUUUCUCAUAUUUUUAGCUCUGUCCGUAUGUGAUUCACAAGAACAGCCAUUAAAUACCUACACUAUUUCUAGCUUCUCAUAUGCUAAAACACCGCUCAGACCAUAUGAAUGGCGUUAUAUCAGAGUUGAAUUGCCACAAUGGUUCUAUUCAAUGUCCUUUUCUUUGGAAACCGAUUUGCACCUUGAUGUUGGUAAAAAUAAUGCAUCAUCGAGGUUUUCGCAAAUUAUAUGCGUCCGAGAAGGGAGUCCUCCUCUACCUGAUGUGUAUAACACUUCUCAGAUGGGUUUCGUGAUAGAUCACAUUUCAAAUGAUUCUUUUGUUGGGACACAAAGUCUUCAAAACUCUGAAAAGUGCUACCCAUUGCAGAGGAAUAUUUCAUUGAGAUUGACGAAUGAGCAGAUUUCUCCAGGUUCAUGGUACUUUGGGCUAUUCAAUGGCAUCGGGCCAGCUCGGACACAAUCUAAAAUGAUUAAUCGAGGAAAUUCAUACUCCUUUAGUGGCAACAUUAGUGUGGAAGGAUGUGCAACCUCAAUGAUGCUCGGCCAGUUUUGUAACCAAACAGUUAAUGUUCUUUCAUGCCAUGACAAUGAAUUCUAUAACAACAUGGAGAAAAAUGCUACUGCAUGCACAAAUUCAAAUGGAAUUAGCUGCCAUGAAGAUAUGAAAAUCUAUUCAUUGGAUGUGAUGGGAAUUUCGGAAAGGCUAAUUUUUUCUGUAGCGAAUUUGACAUUUUUUAACGGGACGCGAGCUUUAAUGUGUUAUGUUAGAUACGGUGCAAUGCCGUUUGAUACAGUUUACGAUUUUUCUGCUGACUUAAGUAAAGCCCCUUUGAUGGUAGAUUUUCCAAAAGCUGGCCGUUGGUAUAUUACAGUUCAGCCCGUUGAUAUCUCUAAUAGAACCCAAUUGGUGCAAAGCAAUAGCUCAAGAGCAUGCUAUCUUUUGGAGUGGCAAAUGCUUCACUGUCCUGUGGGCAAAACUGGAUUAAACUGCAGUUUUGAGAGAUACAUGCUUCAGGCAGUUCUUAGGAAAAACCCAUCUCUCUCUUUCGAGUCCAACUUUAUUCCAAUAACCGAAAAAUUGUCCUCAGCUUCACCAAUCUUUCCUCUGGAGCCCCUUACGAGUAAUAUUUCGGCUGGAGCAAAUAAUAAUAAUAGUGAUGCUUGGACUUUUUUCCUGCUCGAUAUCCCUUAUAGUGCUACAGGAGCAAAUAUUCACAUCCUCUUAACCUCAGAGUCAAAAAUCAGCUACGAACUUUAUGCAAGAUACGGAGGAUUACCUUCUCUUACUAGUUACGAUUAUUUCUAUGCGAACAGUACAAGAAGCAGCAAUGGCUCGAUGUUUUUCAGGACAUAUGACUCAAGUGAGAAGAAAAUUAGUUUUUAUAUUUUGUACGUACGAGGAGGAACAUGGGGCAUUGGGUUGUUAAGAAAACUAAAUUCUACCGGUUUGACUGGUCAAACUAUGAUCUCGUUGUCUCUCGAGAGGUGUCCAAACAAAUGUUCCUCACAUGGGACUUGUCAAAUGGGUAUGGAUGCUAGCGGACUCACAUUAUAUAGUUACUGUGCCUGUGAUAGGAACCAUGGAGGUUUCGACUGUAGUAUUGAGCUCGUGUCCCAUCGAGGAAAAAUGCUGAAAACUCGUGUAGGGCACAUUCGUCAAUCGAUUUUCCUCAUAGCAUCCAAUGCUGCAGCCGUGCUCCCGGCCUAUUGGGCUCUCCGGAAUAAGGCAUUUGCGGAAUGGGUUCUCUUUACAUCGAGUGGCCUCUCGAGUGCACUCUAUCAUGCGUGUGAUGUGGGCACAUGGUGUGUUUUGUCAUUUCGUGUCUUGCAGUUCUUGGACUUUUGGCUUUCGUUCAUGGCCGUUGUGAGUACGUUUGUGUACUUGUCCACGAUUAGUGAAGUCUCAAAGAGGACAAUUCAUACAAUUCUUGCAAUCGUAACGGCUCUUUUGGCAGAAACUGGGCCCACCAGGUCCAAAAACAUUGGAUAUGUGCUCGGACUUGGAGCUGCGGGCCUUCUUGUUGGUUGGCUUAUCGAGUUCGGUGCUCGAAAUCGGUCAUUGUCCAUUUCAGGGGAGUUUCAUUUGAAUAUUCAUCACAGAUGGGAAAUUACGAAAGGAUGGGUAAGCGACAUUAUCAAGACAAUCGUAAAACGGUUCAGAUGGGGAUUUCUUAUAGCAGGUUUUGCUGCAUUAGCAAUGGCUGCUGUAAGCUGGACAAUGGAGAGCACUGAAAGCUACUGGAUUUGGCACAGUUUGUGGCACAUAUUUGUAUACACUUCUUCAUUCCUUUUCCUCUGUUCGAAAGCAAAAAUCGAGAUCAGUGAAAACGAGAGGUCUUCAGACGCUUUCAACUGGUUCUGA